AACACUCGAAACACUAUUCCCUCUCAAAAACAACAGUCACUCAUUGUCAAGAUGAACAAAUACGUCAGUCUCAUAAUAUUCACCGUAUUUUGGGCCUUGUUCGCCGGAGUGGGCUGUAUCGUCGCCAAGUACUUCAAGGAGCGGACACUUAUACGCUGCUGCGUUCUCCUUACUGCCGCCUGCUGCUGGCUCGUGUGGCUUGUCACCUUCCUAAUGCAGCUGAAUCCUCUGGUUGGCCCCCGCCUGCAACAAAUGGAUAUUCUGGGCAUGUUGUCGUAUUGGGAAAGCUCGUAUAUACACAGCGAGCCCGACCCCUAGCCAAAAGCUGAGUCCCACCCAUCUCUGGCACCAGGCGCACAGUACAGUUAAAGAUGAAGUUUCUGAACGCAUUUCAAUUGUCAUUCAUUAUGCUAACUACAUUUUUCAA
This is a messenger RNA of Drosophila hydei, 427 nucleotides long. It is a transcript of the gene VhaM9.7-d, whose product is annotated as V-type proton ATPase subunit e. Lineage: Eukaryota; Metazoa; Arthropoda; Insecta; Diptera; Drosophilidae. Bases 52 to 318 code for a protein of 88 amino acids. Gene Ontology annotation, biological process: proton transmembrane transport. Gene Ontology annotation, molecular function: proton-transporting ATPase activity, rotational mechanism. The transcript has a single exon. The record is from RefSeq and is a predicted model, not a curated record. Gene Ontology annotation, cellular component: proton-transporting V-type ATPase, V0 domain; plasma membrane proton-transporting V-type ATPase complex.